Molecule: messenger RNA, 1629 nt
Organism: Cucurbita maxima (winter squash)
Lineage: Eukaryota; Viridiplantae; Streptophyta; Magnoliopsida; Cucurbitales; Cucurbitaceae
Product: 7-deoxyloganetin glucosyltransferase-like
Exons: 2
Coding region: 34-1485 (483 amino acids)
Molecular function (GO): UDP-glycosyltransferase activity
Source: RefSeq, a predicted model, not a curated record
UCAUUGUCCCAAAACUGAGCCAAGCAAUCAAAGAUGGGUUCUGCCUCAAAAACUGAUAAACCACAUGCUGUGUGUAUCCCAUAUCCAGCUCAAGGCCAUAUCAACCCUAUGCUAAGCUUGGCUAAGCUUCUCCAUCAUAGAGGUUUCCACAUAACUUUCGUUAACACCGAGUACAAUCAUAGGCGUCUGCUCAAGUCGAGAGGCCCCGACUUGCUCGAUGGCUUGCUAGAUUUUCAAUUCCGAACCAUCCCCGAUGGCCUUCCGUUCUCUGAUGCCAAUUCUACCCAAGAUAUUCCUUCCCUUAUCCAAUCCACCUCCAAGAAUUGUUUAGCUCCCUUCUGUGAUCUUGUUUCUCAACUUAACUCAACUACUGACGUCCCGCCGGUUAGCUGUAUCGUUGGAGAUGCUAUCAUGUCCUUCUCUAUGUUGGCUGCCAAUGAGUUUAAAAUCCCUUAUGCUUUGUUUUGGACUGCUAGUGCUUGUGGCUACUUGGGUUAUAUGCGUUAUCGUGAGCUCAUUGAGCAAGGUUUGGUACCACUUAAAGAUUCAAGUCAUAUAAUAGAUGGAUAUUUGGAAAAUACAGUAGGAUGGACGGAGGGAAUGAAAAGUAUACGUUUGAGAGAUCUUCCUAGCUUUCUUAGAACUAUAAACUCAGAUGAUAUCAUGCUAAAUUUAGUCGAUGAACAAAUGAAAAGAUCUCGAGAAGCUUCAGUGAUUAUAAUAAACACAUAUGAAUCACUUGAACGAGAUGUUUUGAAUUCUCUUUCUUCAAUCCUUGAGUCUAUUUACACUAUUGGUCCACUUCACUUGCUUGCGAACCAAAUAGAGGACCAAAGUUUAAGAGCAUUAGGCUUAAAUCUUUGGGUUUCGGAACCAGAGUGUGUCGAGUGGCUGAACUCAAAGGAUCCCAACUCGGUUGUUUACGUAAAUUUUGGUAGUAUAACGAUGAUGACACUAGAGCAAUUGAUCGAGUUUGCUUGGGGAUUAGCAGACAGUAAGAAGCCAUUCCUAUGGAUUAUACGACCGGAUAUAGUUGUUAGAGAUUUCGCCUCUUUGUCGUCUGAAUUUGUGGAAGAAACCAAAGAUAGAAGCAUGAUAGCAAGUUGGUGUUGUCAAGAACAAGUGUUGAACCAUCCUUCAGUUGGAGGGUUUCUAACGCAUAGUGGGUGGAAUUCAACGCUUGAGAGUAUCUGUGCUGGCGUGCCGAUGAUCUCAUGGCCUUUCUUUGCUGAGCAGCCUACCAACUGUCGUUAUUGUUGUACUGAGUGGGGCAUUGGAAUGGAAAUUGAUAGCAAUGUUAAAAGGAAUGAAGUGGAGGAGCUUGUGAGAGAGCUCAUGGAUGGAGAAAAGGGUAAGAAAAUGAAGGAGAAUGUUAUGAAUUUGAAGAUUAAAGCUGAAGAAGCAUAUAAACCAGGUGGGUCUGCUUACAAGAACUUGGAUAGAUUGAUCGACGAAGUUCUUCUAUCAAACAUGAAGACGUUUUAGUUCAAAUAAUUAUUUUAAACUAUCGUAGAAUAGUGCAUGGUUUAUCCAAUAAAUUUUCCUGAUCAUAAUUUUGAUUGUUAUCUUUUGAGAAUAGUUUUUUAUAGGUUUUUGUAUGUUCUUAAUAAUGAACCUAAAUUCAUAGUA